UGAAGGUUCUUGAUCUGUCGGACUGCAGAAAGUUGAAAGAAACUCCUAAGCUCUCUGCAUUUUUAUUAUUAGAAAAAUUAAUUCUAAAAGGGUGUCAAAUGCUUACGAAACUUUCCGACUCGAUCGGCAUGCUGAAAUAUUUAGUUGAAUUGGAUGUCUCAAACACAAACAUUGUAGAGUUGCCAAAUAGCAUUGUCAACAUAAAGAGCUUGAAAGUGUUGAAUAUUAACGGUAGUUGCAUGCAAAAGUUACCUGAUGCCAUUGAGAAGAUGAAAAAACUUGAGGAAAUUUAUGGAGUAGGUUGUCGGCAGCUGGAAGUGACUUCUUAUGGUAUUCGGGAACUACAUUAUUUCCAGUUGAUGAAAUCAAUUAAAACUCGUGAGGAGAAUGUACCGAAGCUUCCACGGAGUUUGGUAAGUCUAUGUCUAUAUUCACAUGUUUUAGAAAAAGAUUCGGAGAUCUCCAAUUUAGCGAGUCUAAAAAAUCUAAAAUUAUGUUUUCUCAUAACAUACUAGAAGUUACAUUUUAUAAGAGUUGUGUUAGUUAUAUUCUGUGUUUUUAUUAUUCAAUGUCGGGGUAAUUUAAAGAAAGAUCCAUGUUAUUUUAUCGAUUGAUGGGGAUAGCGUUGGAAAAAAUGAAGGGUGACAGAGUGGUUUUGGCUUAAGUUAGGAAUGCAUGUAGAGAGUAUUUGUAAAGUUAUUUUUGUUGAAUGAUUGCUUAGUCAAUAUAUUUGCUUAUGUCUUGCAAAACUAAUAUAAAUUAAACUUAUCGGAUAUACCUAAUCAUUUGACAGGCGACUACAAGAUUGAAGGUCCUUUAUUUGUUGGAUUGCAAAAUGUUGAAAAAAACUCCUGAGCUCUCUGCAUUUUUAUCCUUAGAAUUUCUAAUUCUAAAGGGGUGUACAAUGCUUACGAAACUUUCCGACUCAAUCGGAAUGCUGAAAUAUUUAGUUGAGUUGGAUGUCUCAGGCACAAACAUUGUAGAGUUGCCAAAUAGCAUUGCCAAUCUAAUGAGCUUGAAAGUGUUGAGGGUUAACGGUAGUGGUAUACAAAAGUUACCUGAGUGCAUUGGGAUGUUGGAGAAACUUGUGGAAAUUUAUGGAGUAGGUUGCAAGCAGCUAGAAGUGUUUCCUAGUGAUAUUGUGAGACUACAAUCCUUGGAAAUUUUGAAAUUAACGGAAACUUGCAUGGAGAAUAUACCGGAGCUUCCACAGAGUUUGGUGGCUACCAGAUUGAAGGUUCUUGAUUUGUCAGACUGCAGAAUGUUGAAAGAAACUCCUGAGCUCUCUGCUUUUUUAUCCUUAGAACAAUUAAUUCUAAAUGGGUGUCAAAUGCUUACAAAACUUUCCGACUCGAUCGGAAUGCUGAAAUAUUUAGUUAAGUUGGAUGUCUCAUUCACAAGAAUUGUUGAGUUGCCAAAUAGCAUUGUCAAUAUAAAGAGUUUGAAAGUUUUGAAGAUUGACGGGAGUUGCAUGCAAAAGUUACCUAAUGCCAUUGGGAUGAUGGAGAAACUUGAGGAAAUUUAUGGAGAAGGUUGCCGGCAGCUGGAAGUGAUUCCAAGUGAUAUUGUGAGACUAUCAUACUUGCAGAUUUUGAAAUUAACAGAAACUCGUAUGGAGAAUAUACCAAAGCUUCCAGAGAGUUUGGUAAGUCUAUGUCUGUCCUCAACAGUCUCGGAAAAAGCUCCUGAGAUCUCCAACUUAGUGAAUUUAAGAAAUUUGGAAUUUUGUUUUCCCCUUACAUACCUUGUGUGUCCCAGGAUUCCAAAAAGUUACAUGUCCAACCCAUAUUGUAGGUUAGAACUUUCAAUUUUCACCAGCAGAAGCUCAUAUUUGGGUUGCUUUCAUUGUCUAAAAGAACUUGAACUUGAGAACUGUGACAACUUGCGUUGUGUUGGACAUCUGCCCUCUGAUUUGAGGGUAUUUACAGUUACCAAUUGCAGAUUUCUUGAAGUUGUGGACCUUUCCAACUUAUCUAACUUCAAGAAUCUCGAGGACCUUACAGUAUGGGAUUGUUCGAGUCUAGUUGAAAUUCGAGGUCUUGACAGACUGGAAUCAUUGAAAAGUCUUUACAUCAAACACUGCAGUCCCUUGCUUUGUUUACCUGAUCUAUCCACCUGGAAGGAGCUGGCGGAGUGGGAUGUUGAUGCUCUUGUGACAGAUUUGGCGAGAGGAAAACAAGUAGCUCGAAGUGAUGAUCUCCCACUCUAGCACUUCAAAAAAGCUUAUAGGAUUGGCAAAUCCUUAUUAUGUUGGCUCGUGUUUUAUUUGAUCCGUGAUACUAGUAGGUUCCUUUUAUUUAUUUAUUUUUGGGUCAUGGAGGAUUUCAUGUGCUGAGGCCUCUACUUUUGAUGAACAAAGGAUACAUACGUUGUUAGGCCUCUUAGAACUUUGUUGGAACUUUUUGGGCCUAUGAUAUUAUUGGGUUUUGACCACGCAAUGCAAAUCCCAAAACAUUGUAUCCUAUGUAGAAUAGCCACAUUCUUGGCCA
Messenger RNA from Eucalyptus grandis, 2489 nucleotides. Its product is annotated as leucine-rich repeat-containing protein 7-like. NCBI's taxonomy places the organism in Eukaryota, Viridiplantae, Streptophyta, Magnoliopsida, Myrtales, Myrtaceae. The coding region runs from base 836 to 2209 and encodes 457 amino acids. The record is from RefSeq and is a predicted model, not a curated record. The transcript has 2 exons.